AUAAAUGAAACCACCAAACACUCGUUCCAGACAUACAUUUCUUCUCACAAAUUACCAGAAGCUUUAACCAAUGAUUUAACAAUAGGAAGCUCAGAUAUUGGAGGUACUCCUCUCAUAAUGACACCAGAAAACAUAAAUUUUUUGGAUUUUGUGUCUACAACCACGGACUCUCCAAUGUAUUUUAUAUUCCGUAAACCGUUAAUAGCAUUUGUCCAAAAUGUUUAUGUUGUGCCUUUCGAGAAAUUCGUCUGGUAUGCCGGGUAUGUCACCGUUACCAUCUCCAUUGUUCUUAUCUUCAUUAUUUGCACUUGGGAAUGGACUGUACCACAGCUAAAAUGCAACCAUCGUCCGGACAUUUUGGAGGUUUGCAUUGAAGAAAUUGGUGUGAUCGCUCAACAGGGUACGGAAUUAGAGCCAAAAGGAAUUGCUGGUGGUAUAACUAGGAUUAUCGGGUUGUACUUUAUGAUGUUUUUGAACAUCGCUUACUGUGCGAUGAUUUUAGUUCUGAUACAGUCUAGAGCUGAUGUUUUGGACAGUGUAACAGAUUUGGGUACUUCUAAUAUUGUUCUAGGUAUUGAGAAAAAUUCAAUUAUUGUUCACCUAUUUCAGGUAAGAAAAUUUUGAAUUUUUUAUCGGAAACAGCCAAUUUUGAUUGUAGAAUGAAACAGAUCCAAAGAGAAAAGAGAUUUAUAGAAAUAAAUUAGCACCACCAGGAGGAGAAGCAAAUAUUUUCGAUGUGCAAACAGGUGUUCGUAAAAUGAGGGAUGAAUAUUUCGCAUUUCAUAUACAAGAACUAUCUGACUAUGAAACCAUAAAAAGGGAGUUGCAGGAAUCUGAAAUCUGCUGUUUGAAAGUCGUGCCAUUCUUGAAACACUUUCCUCCAAGGAUCGCAAUGAGAAAAAACUUGAAGAUAAAAGAAAAGUUUAAAAUUGGGUAAUGAGAUCAAACUCUCUGAAAAUAUAACUUGAAAUUUUUUUUAGGAUGAUGAAGUUGCAUGAAUUUGGCAUUCUGGAAUGUCAGUAUUUAAGAUUUAGUCCGAUAAAACCUUUAUGUUUGGAUGAUACUGUUUUUGUGAACGUUGGUUUUGUGCAUUGUUACACAGCUUUUUUAUUGUACGGAUUUGGAUUGGUUUUGGCACUUUUCAUAUUGGUUUGCGAAGUUUUACAUCAUAAAUAUGUUACCACAAAAAACUAUCACAAUUAGAAUAAGCAUAAAGUUCGUUUGUAGUUGUUUUUUGUAAAUAUUUAUAUUAUCACAUUAAAUAGUAGGAGUGACUUUUUUCAAAUGAAAUACACUGUUAUUAAAUUCUGUGGCAACGUGUAAUUAACAGAUUGCUUAAAAAUUCAUACAGUGUUCCAUAUAAAAGUUGGGAGCGUGUUAAAACUGAACAUAACUAAAUACAAUGUUGAAAUUAUACUUGGUAAUUUUUUGUUCGAUCAAAUUCUCCCAGUCUAAUGACUAUAUUUAUUUGGUUAAAGAUUUUGUUAAUUAUCAAAAAACAACUACUAAACUUAAUGCCUACGUUUGUUGGAAAAAUAAUGAAAUUCUACAGUUUUAUAAAAUUUUGCACCAUAACAACAUUUUUGCAAAAAUUUCUAGCGUCAACUCCAUUAACUAUAAUUUACCAGAAGAACACCAGAUGUUCGUUUUGGAUAUGAGUUGCAACAAUUCCAAAAACUUCCUGACAAAUGCAAACAAACAACAAUUUUUCAAAUCACAAUUUCGCUGGUUAAUCUGGAAUUUCGAUAGUAUCUACGACUUUAUGUACAUGGAUUUCGGAGUUGGCAGCCACAUUUACACAGUCACCAAAGCAGGAAUCGAAUAUAAAAUCACUUCACUGUACAAACGCACAAUUAAUUCCACAAACCUGGUCGAAAAUGAAUUGGGAACUUGGUCGCAUUUCGGCGGAAUCUCCAUAGCUUACCAAUUUUCCAACGUUAGAAACCGGAGUAACUUAAUGGGGUUGCCUCUUGGCGUUUCCUACGUGACUGUGAACCCCGACACGUUAAACCAUCUAGACGAUUACAGAGACAAGCACAUAGAUUCUAUCACCAAGAACAACUACAUCUUGACAAACCAUUUGAUUGACACUAUGAACGCAACGAUUGUUCCCACCUUCAGAAGUUCCUGGGGUUAUUAUAACCAAACCACUAAACAUUACGACGGCUUAAUUGGUGACUUGCAAAGUGGGAGAGCGGAAAUCGGAGGCACACCCUCAUUUGUAACCAUAGACAGGUUAAAAGUUGUAGAUUACACAGCUUCCACCACCAAAACAUUCAUGAGGUUUAUAUUCAGAGAUCCACCUUUGACUUACGUAACCAACAUUUUCACCUUACCUUUCGAUACGUAUGUUUGGUAUGCUUUUUUUAUAGUUUUUAGUAUCGUUAUGGUAGCUACGUAUGGUAUAGUUUAUUGGGAGUGGAAGGAUCCAAUUUUUAGUGAGACCUUAGAUUAUCAAGACUUCAUUUCACCAUUACAACCAGAUAUUUCCGAAAUUUGUAUUGCAGAAAUAGGAUUAAUAACUCAACAAGGAAGUGAGUGCGAGCCUAAAAGCAACGGAGGAAGGAUCGCCACGUUUUUCUCCAUGUUAAGUUUGAUGUUUUUGUACUCGGCAUACUCUGCAAACAUUGUUGCUUUGUUGCAAUCUAGAACUGACAGUCUUCGUUCUUUGGAAGACAUUUUAAAUUCAAGGAUAAAGCUUGGAGUGGAAGACAUUGUCUAUGCUCACUAUUACUUUGAAUCAGUUACAGAACCGUUAAGGAAACAGAUUUAUGAUCAAAAAAUCGCACCAAAAGGCCAAAAGGCAAACUUUAUGAAAAUAGAAGAGGGGAUUGAGAGGAUGAGGUCGGAUUUCUUCGCUUUUCAUGUAGAGGUUUCGCGUGGUUAUAAAGUUGUAGCUGACACGUUUAAAGAGACGGAGAAAUGCGCCCUGAGGGAGAUUAUCUUCUUCACCAAUGUUGUUGCACCCCAUUCGUUGGUCAGGAAAAAUACUACUUAUAGGGAAAUAAUUAAAACGAGUAUGGAAAGAAUUGCAGAGUCUGGACUUCAACAAAGGGAGUUCCUAAAGAUAUACACUAAAAAACCGGUGUGUCAAGGUCAGGGUAGUAAUUUUGGUAGUGUCGGACUUAUUGAUUGUUAUGCGUUGUUCUUGAUUUUUGGCAUUGGUUUAAUGGUCUCUAUUAUUAUUCUUUUUAUUGAAAUUAUUUACAAAAGGUUUAGGAUGAAUACUGUUGAAGACAGAGUUAAAUCCAGCAAUAUAAUUGUUUCAGAAGACGAUAAGUCUUUUAACGAUCUACCUGUUGAGGAAUUUAUUGAAUAAGAAGUGGGUUAUAUUUGCACAUUAUUAUUAGUUAUUUAAGCUAUUGAAAUUUAAUGAAUUUAAAUGUUUCAAAUAAAAAUAUU
Messenger RNA from Aethina tumida (small hive beetle), 3402 nucleotides. RefSeq names its product glutamate receptor 1-like. Gene Ontology annotation, molecular function: ligand-gated monoatomic ion channel activity. The record is from RefSeq and is a predicted model, not a curated record. Bases 1403 to 3319 code for a protein of 638 amino acids. Gene Ontology annotation, cellular component: membrane. Lineage: Eukaryota; Metazoa; Arthropoda; Insecta; Coleoptera; Nitidulidae. The transcript is spliced from 7 exons.